Molecule: messenger RNA, 1839 nt
Organism: Marasmius oreades (fairy-ring Marasmius)
Lineage: Eukaryota; Fungi; Basidiomycota; Agaricomycetes; Agaricales; Marasmiaceae
Exons: 6
Coding region: 351-1745 (464 amino acids)
Molecular function (GO): FAD binding; oxidoreductase activity
Source: RefSeq, a predicted model, not a curated record
CAGCCUUGGAGGAUAUUGCCAGAGCUUCUCUGUCCACUACGCCUGUGCUCCAAACCUCCGUCAACAUCCUUCAUAACUGCUUGUUGUAAUCUGACGCUUGUAUCAGAAUGAUAAGAAGAAGUUUCACGAUAUCAGGUCCUCAUCACGACCGCUUCUUCGAAAUCUGAUCCAAUUUCAACUACAAAGUUCCAAGCUUAAUAAUGGUUAAAUUCACAGUGAUUCCCCGUCUCAGAAAGUGCUAUUCAACUUACCUUUUCUGAGCCUCUCUCAACAAGCCCAUCGACCUCGUCGUAUAUAUACCCUUCCCUUCGUUACCAACCCCAAAAUCAUUCCCUCCAACGUUGCGUGCCAUGUUCGAUUUACAAUCUCUCGGUUUCAAAGGUCAAAUCCUCACAACCUCCUCGCCAGACUACGACGCUGCCAGGGACCGUUACCCAAAAAACGCCGUCCUCAAACCUUCCUACAUCGCUCAACCCGCCACCGUACAAGACAUCCCUCUCGCAAUCAAGUUUGCUCUAUCUCAAAAUCCUCCACUCGAGCUCGCAGUCAAAGGAGGAGGAGUUAGUCCUUAUCCUGCUUCAUCUUCUGAUGGAGGGCUCGUGAUCGAUUUGAGCCACCUCAAAGCCGUCAAAGUCGCCGAUGACAAACAGUCUGUCUCUGUUGGUGGGGGCGCCCUUUGGAGUGACGUUUACGCCGAGACAGACAAACAUGGUGUGGUACCUAUCGGUGGAAACGUGCAUUUCUUGGGUGUUGGUGGUGUCACUCUCGCUGGAGGGUACUCCAAUCUAUCCGGGAAGCAUGGUCUCGGUGUCGAUAACAUUCUUCAAGCCACGGUUGUUCUGGCUGAUGGAAGGGUUGUGACUACGAGCGAGAAGGAAGAACCUGAUCUUUUCUGGGCUAUCCGCGGUGGCGUUAACCAGUUCGGAGUCGUCGCAGAGCUCGUAUUGAAGACCUACCCUCUAUCCAAGGCAAUGACUAUAGGAGCCAUGGUUUAUCCCGGAACUGAACUCCAAAACGUCCUCGCAGCACUACACAAACACCUCGAGAACCACCAUCCAAGCACUAAAAUGAUUCUCAUGUUCGCUAGAGCCCCACCUGACUUCUAUCCCGGUCUUCUCCUCCUCCCCUACAUCGAAAAUGACGCCACGCCACCGGACGAAGUCCUCGCUCCCUUCCGCGAGCUCGUCAAACCCAUCUUCGAAGGCCUCGCAACCGUAGAUGGCUAUCUCCCCGUCACCCACGGCGCUGACCAAGCUCUGAGUGGUGCACCCCCUCGUAUGUCUAUCGACGGUGCCCUAUUCGGUGAUUUGUGGGACGAUGUGGUUGGUCAGGCUUUUGGAAGUUGGGUUGGGUUCACGGAGGAUCCGGAGUUUAGAAGUACGAUUGUGAUGUGGGAGUUGGGACAUAGGGAUAAGAUAGUGGAGAGGAAGGUGGAGGAUAUGGCGUUUGCGGCGAGGGAGAAGCAUUAUUAUAUGGCUGCUAUUCCGAGAUUCACCAACGCCUCUGGAGAUGCGAAAGCAGCAGAAUGGGUCUCGAGUAUUACCAGCCUCGUUCGGACAUCUCAUCUUGAGAAGACAGGAAAAGCUCUUAUUACUCCCCCCAGUUUCGCUUUGAGCCCCCAGAGUGUGCCUGCUGAGAAGAUAUGGGGCGAUAACCUUCCCAAGUUGAGAAAGUUGAAGGCCAAGUAUGAUCCGAAGAAGGUUUGGAGCAAGGGGUGGUGUAUUGAACCUGAUCCAAAACUCUAGUAGUAAUAGUAGAAACGUUCCCAAAAAACCAAAGCUUGUUUGUAAUACUUGAUGUAUGGGUGUCGAUUUUGUAUCGAGAUAUUUGAUGUCCUGG